Messenger RNA from Gossypium arboreum, 1141 nucleotides. RefSeq lists its product as uncharacterized. Bases 158 to 607 code for a protein of 149 amino acids. Lineage: Eukaryota; Viridiplantae; Streptophyta; Magnoliopsida; Malvales; Malvaceae. The transcript is spliced from 4 exons. The record is from RefSeq and is a predicted model, not a curated record.
UUCGACAAAAGAUUCAUAAGAUUUAAGCAAUUCAGUUCAAUAUAAAAUGUCCCAAGUGUACUGUAUGUUGCUGUAGCGAUUUAUUGCUUUUUCUUUUUCAUCUAGGAUUGUAUUAUUUGUGAUUCAAAAUAACUGAGAGCUUAUAAUAGAGUCUUUAAUGGGAAGUGAGGAAGCUAAAGACCCAUUGAAAGGGGUUGAUUGCAAAGCAAUUGGUAGUGAGUUGCAGAAGGACCACAGUGCCAGUAAUAAACCUUUUAUAAAGAAACGACUUCCUCAGAAGAUUAGACAAAUUCCGGACUGUUAUUUCCUUCCUCGAAUGCCCACGCCUUCCACUAUUGCCUUCUAUGGAGCCUGCGUUGCGGGUGGAAUCGGUUCUGGGAUGCUGCUGGAAGUCUGGAUAAACAACAAGAUUAAAGGUGUCAGAUCAAGGAUGAGGCUUGCCGGUCUGACAAGGAAUACUGCGCAGCAACAAAGAAUUGGGAUUGCCUUUCAAAGACAGAAGCAGAGAUUGAGGCUUUUGAGUUUGCAUAAAGGCCUGGACUUGACGUUGUUACUGUUUGUCCUACUCUCAAUGGGGGCCACCUCUGCAGUCCACCAUCAAUGCUAGUAGCAAGAGGGAUACGACUCUCUGGAAAACAAACUUCAAAAGAUAGUUGAUGUGCGCGAUGUAGCUCAGGCACUGCUUCUGGUGUAUGAGAAGCCAGAGGCUGAAGGCACAUGAUCUUGUUGACAAGUUGAGAAGUAUGUUUCCUCAAUACAAUUAUCCUAAAAGCUUUAGUGAGGGAGGGGAGGAAGAUACGAUUAGUUCAGAGAAAUUACAAAGGCUGGGGUGGAGUUAUCGGCGAUUGGAAGAAACUCUUGUGGAUUCCAUUGAGAGCUAUAAGAAGGCUGGAAUCUUGGAUUAGUAUAUAAAACAGCCUUUUGGUUGUGAUUUUAAUUUCUGUUCACUAUGUGCUCUAGUUUCCUCCUGGUCGCGUGAGAGUCCCCACUUUUUGUGUUCAACGGUUUCCAAAUAAUAAUGUCAUACAACUUGCAUUUCUUUCAUGCUAAACAUAGCGACUAUCUAAAUAAACCGAGAGAUGUUUACAUGUUUAUGAAUAUAAGUAUUUUUAUUUUCGAAAGGUUGAAGAAAACAGAAGAA